GGCGGUUGUUUCAACAUGGCGGCAACAGCAACAAAAAGUGGAAACUCGGGGAUAUUCUGGAUGAAUGGCGUGUCAGAUGAGGAACAGCCUUUGGUGUUUGUUCCUGGAGUGGAAGGGGAGGGGCAGACUCGGAUCCCUUUCAGUUUGGGGUCAGACAGCAUCCGUACAUCCAGUAAAAGAGGUUCCAAGAUGCGAGACAGGCAUAGCUCUGACUGCAAGAAGGAUACCACAAUAAAGAAAGGUGGCAAGAAACAGGGCCACUUACAAAGUGAGCGCUCUGGGGUUUACAACAAGGAAAAAGUGUCCAUCCAUCACAGUGCUACUGCAGUUACAGCGCACACCCUUUCACCAGCCUUGGGUACUUUUCUCCCCCCGACACAGGUAAUCUCUGAGAGCAGCAGAGCUAAGAGCCAGGUCUGUUUAAAAGACCUCUGUCCUGAAGAUAAGCGCCGGAUUGCAAACCUCAUUGAAGAACUAGCCAGAGUGAGCGAGGAGAAAGAAGAGUCCGUGCAGCGUCUGAAAGAUGAACAGGGAAAUUUUGAGUGCAAGAUCCAGCAGCUGGAGCAGCAGAAUCAGAUCAUAGUACAGGAGAGGGAGAGCCUGCAGCAGCAGUACAGAGAGUGCCAGGAGCUGCUUGGGCUCUACCAACAGUACCUUUCUCAACAACAAGCAAAACUUAACCAGUCAAUUGCCCAGCUCAGCCAAGCACCAGCCCAUAGCAAGGUGCUGAACAGUGAGGAAGCCCCCAGCAGAACAUCUAGCAGCAGAGCUAAUGGCUCACUCUUUGAUGGCUCAUACCUCAGCCUUGCUGCUACUCGAGCACAACAGCCUCAAGUGCACAGGAGUGGUGGUGCAGGAAGAGGAGCAAAAGAAGCCCUUAGCAACCAUGCCUCUCUUUCCUGUGUCAGUGAGUUCAGUCCGACUGAUGGGUCCAUCAGACAGCAUAGGAUUCAGAAAAAGGGGUGCAGGGAGCCACACUCUGGGUCUCGCCACAGAUGUGAGCACUGGCAAGACAGCGGUCAAGACAGUGGCUAUCAUCUGGAGCAUGGCCACCAUGAUACCUUCAGCCAGCAUGCGUGUGAAAGGAACCACACUGGGAAUGCUAUCAGCUUAGAGGCCAAGGAAGCCCUGACCAGGCCUCUGCUGGGUCACGAGGACUGGGAGGAGAAGAGACACCAGCUGCUGCUGCAGAAGAUGCAGUUGGAGAUGGAGAGAGAGAGACUGCAGGCACGCCUGGCCGAGCAAGAAGAGAGACUCAACAGACAGAAUCAGCAGCUACGGCAGUCACGCCUCGAUUACAGCAGGCUUCAACAAUCUGCUCAAGCUGAUCUCAGCAGCUCUACUACUAGAAAUGGAGAUCCGCAGCCGCAGGGUCCCUCCCACCAAGAUUUCCCCCCCAGUGUGUGUGAAGAUGCAGAUGGACAUCCUGCAGGACAGAAUUUGCAUGGAAAACACUCACAAACUGUACCUGUCCCUCAAGACAAUGGCAAUGAGGCCUCAGAGCGGUCCAGAAAGGAUGUGGCCACAUCUCCUGUUAAGUCCUCUGCAAGCCUGAGUAGGCCGACUUCAGUGUCUGCGAUCCCAAAAACCCCUGAGGCCAGGUUGGACUUUUCUGUGGAUGAGUUAUUGGAUGUCUUUUGUCCUGUCUCUGCACCUGAGUUAAGCCAGGAGUCCACUCAAAGACCCACAAUGUUACAUCGUAGACUGCACCUUUCGGCCCCCAAUCCGUUGAGCAGAACCCUGCUCACCCCUGCUGGGCCUCAUCCUCAGAGUAACCAGCAGGAUCUGGAAGAAAGCCAGAUACUGGAGGAUAUUUUCUUCAUAUGCUGACAAAGAAGAAAAUGCAUCCAGUCACUUGAUAUUCACCUGUUUGGUCUUAACUUUAUAUUUCAGUUGACGUCCUGAAUCUGAACGAUCAUGAUGUUGUAGAUUGUACUGUUGUUAUUCUAUGAUUUUAAUACAAAUAAAUAUUUAUUCAGA
Molecule: messenger RNA, 1980 nt
Organism: Centropristis striata (black sea bass)
Lineage: Eukaryota; Metazoa; Chordata; Actinopteri; Perciformes; Serranidae
Product: KIAA1328 ortholog
Exons: 12
Coding region: 16-1830 (604 amino acids)
Source: RefSeq, a predicted model, not a curated record